AUGUUUGCUCUCCUGAUUUGCAUCUUGACACUGCAUCAAGUGCACUCAGCAUGUGUUGUGGUAAACAUUUGCCCAGAAAACACAACAAUUCAGGCUGAGAUAGUUGACGUGCACAAUGCCUUCAGGAGAGCGGUCCAGCCUACUGCUUCCAACAUGCUGACAAUGAGCUACAGCGAGGACGUAGCAGUCAGUGCUCAGGCCUGGGUUGACCAAUGCAUUUUAGCUCAUGGAGCACCGAGCACCCGCAUGCUCAAUGGAUACGAAUUAGGCGAGAAUCUGUUUUAUUCAGGCGCACCUGCCCCGUGGACUUCUGUCAUUAAUGCCUGGCACAGUGAGGUGGGACACUACCAGUAUCCAAAAGGAUCUACCAACAAUGGAUCUAUCGGUCACUACACACAGGUGGUGUGGAACAGCUCCUACAAAGUUGGCUGUGGAAUGAAAUUGUGCCCUAAUGGCAUCUAUUUCUACGGCUGCCAUUACUACAGAGCAGGGAACUUCAAAGGAUGGCCACCAUAUAAAGCUGGACCCUCAUGUGCUUCUUGUCCCAAUAACUGCGUAGACAAGCUUUGCACUAACCCCUGUCCUUACAUAAACAAGUUCAUCAACUGUCCCCAGAUGAAAAAGUCGACUGGAUGUGGGAAUAAGCUGGUGUCUACCUGGUGCCCUGCUUCAUGCCGAUGCGCCACUGAAAUCAUUCCAAUUGCCUAA
Scomber scombrus (Atlantic mackerel) is the source of this 708-nucleotide messenger RNA. RefSeq names its product cysteine-rich venom protein. Bases 1 to 708 code for a protein of 235 amino acids. Gene Ontology annotation, cellular component: extracellular region. The record is from RefSeq and is a predicted model, not a curated record. The transcript has 7 exons. Lineage: Eukaryota; Metazoa; Chordata; Actinopteri; Scombriformes; Scombridae.